UAUACAACCAACGAGUUCACUGAACUCACUCUUCCUUAUCGACCACACAUUUAGACACGUUUAGAGGUUAUGUUGAGCGUCGCGCUGUCAGUUCGGUUGUGUUUUCGUUCGGUUCUGAAAAAAUAAUGAAUGUUACGAUUGAAAAAACUAAAUACGAGUGCGCAUCAAUACCGAAACGAUGGCAACAACCGCAACAGCGUGGACCAAGUGUUGGGGCCGGCGAAGAUGUGCAUCGAAAAACAGGAAUUUCUAUCGGAAAAGUAGAUGUUAUGUACUACAAUAGAUCGGUGAGAAACGACGCUUCUUUAGUGCCCCCGAUUCGACAAACCGCCUCAAUUUUUAAACAACCCGUAACCGUACAUAAAACGCAAGAAAGUAAAGUGAAAACCGAUAUUAAACAUGGUGUUCAAGAGAAGCCGAAGCAGUUGAUGUGGGAGAAACGAUUGGAAGGGUUAAGAGCUUGUGAUUGCGAUGGAACCGAGUACGAAGGAAUGGAACUCCCGAAAGGAAUUAAACCGGUGGGGCCACACGUAAUGGAGGAAACUAUUAUUCAAAGUGUCGCGACUGCUUUACAUGUUUCAAGUCAACCUGUUACUGGACAAAUGGGGUCUAAAACGUCGUUAGAUAAGAAUCCGGGUGUCUUUUUGGACCCUAAACAGCCUUUAGUGCAAGCUGUAAACAUUUCUGAGGAUGAUAUUAAGAGGCAGGAAGAAAGGGUUCUCGCUGCUAGGAAGAAAUUACAGGAAGCUUUGAAAGCUUAAAUUAAAAAAAAGUGAUUUUUUAUACAUUAUUUAUGACUAUUUUAUAAUAUUUCAUUUGUAAUUCAAUAAAUAGUAGGUUUAA
Messenger RNA from Onthophagus taurus, 843 nucleotides. It is a transcript of the gene MBD-like, whose product is annotated as methyl-CpG-binding domain protein 2. Gene Ontology annotation, molecular function: methyl-CpG binding. The record is from RefSeq and is a predicted model, not a curated record. Gene Ontology annotation, biological process: DNA methylation-dependent constitutive heterochromatin formation; negative regulation of transcription by RNA polymerase II. NCBI's taxonomy places the organism in Eukaryota, Metazoa, Arthropoda, Insecta, Coleoptera, Scarabaeidae. Gene Ontology annotation, cellular component: nucleus.